GCGAGCAACGCCGACAAUCAGUCGCUGGUUUCGAUUCUAAUCCCACGAACGGAUAUCACGGCUAUCUAUGAAUGAUCUGAAUCGAUCUCGUAUUCGCAACUUCAUCAAUUAUAUCUAUCGUCCUAUCUUCCGUAGAAUGAGAUUCAAAAUCAUUCGUUAAUUACCUACCCACAGAUCGAAUUUAAAAAUCAUUGUACAAACAGAUAGUGAUUGUGAUGCGAUAGUGAUAAGCAUAGUGAAGAAAUGUGCAGUGACUUUUGAAAGAUCGGCUGUCAGAGGGGCACUAGACACUAGAUAUCUCGAACUAUCGAGGAAGAUAUCUAAUCAAUCUGAUCGUUUUAUAAUCGAGACGCCGAAUGGAAAUCUAGAUGGUAGUGCGAGAAAUUUGAAGACUUAGGAUGUCGGAAGAACGCAUGAUGAAAACAUCGGGAAGCAAUAGAGGAUCGAUGGAAUUGGCCGAAAGUCCGAAAGUAUGCUCUUUCAGUAUCGAAAGUCUUUUAGCGCCAAGCAAGAAACCUGUCGAAGAGGAAAUUCGUGCAUCGGUUCACACCGAGACGUAUUUGCACACUCAUGAGUCAAAUGAUUCGGAGGAACGAAAAUUGGUAGCGCCGGAUUCUUCUAUGUCCGUGGCAGAAGAAAUUGAGUUUAACGAUGCCGAUUUGGUUUGUUCGACCCCGGAGUCAGAAAUGUGUUACGAGGCGUGUACUAGUAGCAGCGGUGCCAAUUCCACAAGCGCAGAUAAAGAAGCUCACGAAAAAAAUGACAGCGCCAUUAGCGAUGACGAGAGAAAGAAAAGACCUCGUACGGCGUUCACCGCCGCACAAAUUAAAUCAUUAGAAGCAGAAUUCGAGAGGAACAAAUACCUAAGCGUGGCGAAGAGGUUACAGCUCAGCAAAAGUCUGAAGCUGACUGAAACUCAGAUUAAAAUUUGGUUCCAAAAUAGACGUACGAAAUGGAAACGAAAGUAUACAAAUGAUGUAGAGCUCUUGGCGCAACAGUACUACUCUAGUUUGGGUAUUCCUGCACCCCGACCAAUUUUCGUCGAGGAUCGUCUGUGGUUUUUUAAUUAUCCAACGCAAUUGCAACCAGGAGCACCGAUUUUUCCACAGCACUUAGCAACUGUUCCUUUACCAUCUGCUUUGCCUAUUGUGCAGCCAUUGCCAAGUAAUUUAACAAUGGGCCAGCAGACCUCGAUUUUUCAAAAUAUCUCCACCAGUAAUCCGACAUAUCAUUUAAACCAAAGAUUAGACUUUAGGCAUCAAGAUUCUUAAACAUAAAAAGAAUCUAGUGUUUACAUUACAUAAAAUCAGUUAAUAAAAGUUAUGUGCAACAUUGAUUAUCAUGCAGGUUCAAAUUAUUAUAAAUCGAGACGUGUGAUAUGUGUUUUUGACCGUUCUAAAGAAUGAGGAAGACAUUUCUUAAUUUCUUUGUGUAAAAUAAUAAUACCAAAAUGAAAUUAAAAUUUGUAUUAAGAACAUAUCAUCUCAAAAACAUGAUAUUUAACAAAAACUAAAUAUCUACAAUUAUAUAAUUAGAUGUACAGAAAAGAAGUAAGAUAUAAUAAAAAG
This is a messenger RNA of Heterotrigona itama, 1568 nucleotides long. Lineage: Eukaryota; Metazoa; Arthropoda; Insecta; Hymenoptera; Apidae. The record is from the annotation of a GenBank genome assembly.